UCAUUGCAGGCGUACAGCGACUUUGUCCGAGUGUUGACUCGCUUUGGACCAGAGUUUCUUUCAUGGAGUUUCUUCAGUUGCCCACUUCUCCUGCUUGCAUUCGAAAACGUCACGAACCGUCACGGCCUUUCUCUUCGACGCGUAGAUCAGGACGGCUGGCUGCCUUCAUUCAAAAAAAGGUCUUUGAUCCAUGGCGGCAACAGUCUCCGAACUCAUGUACAACUAUUCGAGACGACUGCUCAGCAACACAAAAACAAAAACUUCAAAAAACCUUUCGGCCUGACAUUCUUGAUAACGGCGCCUUUUAUCCCCAGUUUCGACUCUUUGCGAUUCUGGUACACAGCUUUCUCACGACUGGUAUCAGAAGCAUUAAUGACAACGCCUACACAAAGCUCACAUCAUGGUCGGCAACGUCAAGGAAUCUGCGAGGACCGAAUGGCGCUUCUCCUACAAAGUUGUUAUUUGCAAAUGCUGGCAACAGCCCGCUGAAGCUAGAGUUUUUACACUUUUGCACCUUCUUCAUUCACCUGGUCGUCUCUCAGCGAGGACACCAGUGCACCAACUUUUGACUUUUUUGAUAUUCUGUCCUUCCCAAAUUCCCCCUUUAUGCCACCACCGACAUCAGCACAAAAACCAAAAAAUCUCUGCUUUUUGGACUUUUUUUUUUUUUUUUUUUCUUUUCUU
Molecule: messenger RNA, 684 nt
Organism: Aplosporella prunicola CBS 121167
Lineage: Eukaryota; Fungi; Ascomycota; Dothideomycetes; Botryosphaeriales; Aplosporellaceae
Exons: 1
Coding region: 63-569 (168 amino acids)
Source: RefSeq, a predicted model, not a curated record